AUGGAUGUUGUAGGAUUCCAUAUGUUCACUAUAAGGGUGAUGAACAUGUUUGGACCAAGUCUUUGGGAUGUUUGGAAUUCUUUAGGCCAAUCGAUGUCACCAAGUAUGACGGCUUGCAUUGUUGUUGAGGCAAUAUCAAAUCUUGAAAAGCUUCAUGCAAAGGGGGGUACAAUAAGAUACGCGAGUGCACAUGCACAUUUAGAUUAUACAUGUAGUAGAAGAGAUGACCUAGAGCCACUCGCAUACACAAUUAGGGAACGUGAAUUCAUGUUUUAUCGAGACCCUACUGAUGAUAUGGUUUUACAAGAAUAUGAACUUGAUCUUUAUAUGGAAUUUGAUUGGUGA
Molecule: messenger RNA, 345 nt
Organism: Lactuca virosa
Lineage: Eukaryota; Viridiplantae; Streptophyta; Magnoliopsida; Asterales; Asteraceae
Source: the annotation of a GenBank genome assembly